AUGAAGGCUUCCUGGUCCUUUGCGGCAACCGUCGCUGCUCUCGCCUCCAAGGCUGUCGCUUCUAGCGACUGCCACUGCCUGCCCGGCGAUAGCUGCUGGCCUUCGACCUCCAGCUGGGACUCCCUCAAUAGCACUGUGGGCGGUCGCUUGGUUGCGACUGUUCCCAUUGGUACUCCUUGCCAUGACCCUAACUACAAUGGCGCCGAGUGCACGAACCUGCAGGACAACUGGUACUACCCGCAGACUCACUUGGUCUCUUCUUCUUCUGUUAUGCAGCCCUACUUUGCCAACCAGAGCUGCGAUCCUUUCCAGCCUGAGUCCCGGCCCUGCCUGCUUGGCAACUACGUGAGCUACGCUGUCAACGUCUCCACGACUGAUGAUGUUGUUGCUGCGGUCAACUUCGCUAAGGAGAACAACAUCCGUCUCGUGAUCAGGAACACCGGUCAUGAUUACCUUGGCCGUUCCACUGGUGCUGGUGCCCUGGCCAUCUGGACUCACUACCUGAACGACGUCGAGAUCACCGAGUGGUCGGACUCCACCUACGAGGGUUCUGCUGUCAAGCUGGGCAGUGGUGUCACGGGCUACAAUGUACUCGAUGCUACCCACGGAAAGGGACUUGUUGUCGUCGGCGGCGAAUGCCCUACUGUCGGUCUCGCUGGUGGAUACACCAUGGGUGGCGGUCACUCCGCUCUGAGCACUGCCUUCGGUCUGGGUGCUGACCAGACUCUGUCCUUCGAGGUUGUCACUGCUUCGGGCGAGGUCAUCACGGCCUCCCGGACCAACAACACCGACCUGUACUGGGCCCUCAGUGGUGGUGGUGCCGGUAACUUCGGUGUUGUUACCUCUCUCACCGUCAAGGCCCACCCGGAUGCCACCGUCUCCGGUGCUGCCCUUGAGUUCACCGUUGCCAACAUCACCUCCGAUCUCUUCUUCGAGGCCGUGGAGCACUUCCACACCCUGCUGCCCGCCAUGGUCGAUGCUGGCACCACCGUUAUCUAUGAGAUGACCAACGAGAUCUUCCUCAUCAACCCCUUGACCGCCUACAACAAGACCACCGCUGAGGUCAAGACCAUCCUGUCUCCCUUCCUCUCCGCCCUGACCGACCUGGGCAUCGCGUACACCGUCGCCUACACCCAGUACUCCUCUUACUACGAGCACUACGAGAAGUACAUGGGACCCCUCCCCUACGGCAACCUCGAGGUCGGCCAGUACAACUACGGCGGUCGCCUCCUCCCCCGCGACACCCUCACUUCCAACACCGCCGACCUCGUCUCCGUCCUCCGCAACAUCACCAAUGACGGUCUCAUCGCUGUCGGUGUCGGUUUGAACGUCACCAACUCCAACGACACCGCCAACGCCGUCUUCCAGCCCUGGCGUAACGCCGCCGUGACCAUGCAGUUCGGAUCCGCCUGGAACGAGACUGCCCCUUGGUCCGAGAUGGUCGCCGACCAGCUGCGCAUUGCCAACGACUACAUUCCCCAGUUCGAGGCCGUGACCCCCGGCUCUGGCUCCUACGAGAACGAGGGCAGCUUCCGUCAGCAGAACUGGCAGAAGGAAUUCUUCGGCGCCAACUACGCCCAGCUCUGCGAGGUCAAGGAGAAGUACGACCCCGACCACGUCUUCUACGUCACCAAGGGUGCUGGUAGCGAGUACUGGUCUGUGGCUGAGUCGGGUCGCAUGUGCAAGACUGAGCAGGCAUGCGCUGCUGUCUGA
Molecule: messenger RNA, 1713 nt
Organism: Aspergillus vadensis CBS 113365
Lineage: Eukaryota; Fungi; Ascomycota; Eurotiomycetes; Eurotiales; Aspergillaceae
Product: putative isoamyl alcohol oxidase
Exons: 3
Coding region: 1-1713 (570 amino acids)
Molecular function (GO): oxidoreductase activity; FAD binding
Source: RefSeq, a predicted model, not a curated record